AUGUCCUCCUUUGAAUCAGUGGUCGUCAUCGACGGCAAAGGACACCUCCUCGGUCGUCUGGCCAGCACUGUCGCCAAGCAGCUGCUCAACGGUCAGAAGAUCGUCGUCGUGAGAUGUGAGGCCCUCAACAUCUCCGGCGAGUUCUUCCGCGCGAAGCUCAAGUACCACGCCUACCUUCGCAAGAUGACUCGUUUCAACCCCACCCGUGGUGGUCCCUUCCACUUCCGCGCUCCUUCCCGUAUCCUCUACAAGGCCAUCCGCGGUAUGAUGCCCCACAAGACCGCCCGUGGUGCCGCCGCUCUGGAGCGCCUUAAGGUCUUCGAGGGUGUUCCCCCUCCUUACGACAAGAAGAAGCGUGUCGUUGUUCCCCAGGCUCUCCGUGUCCUGCGUCUCCGUCCCGGUCGCAAGUACUGCACCGUUGGCCGUCUCAGCCACGAGGUUGGCUGGAAGUACCAGGAUGUUGUUUCCAGACUCGAGGAGCGCCGAAAGGUCAAGAGCAAGGCUUACUACGAGCGCAAGAAGGCCGCUCGCCGUGUCCUUGCCAAGGCCGAGCAGGGUGCGAAUGUGGACAGCAAGACCAAGACCCAGCUUGCUCAGUAUGGCUACUAG
This is a messenger RNA of Penicillium psychrosexuale, 609 nucleotides long. Its product is annotated as 60S ribosomal protein uL13. NCBI's taxonomy places the organism in Eukaryota, Fungi, Ascomycota, Eurotiomycetes, Eurotiales, Aspergillaceae. Gene Ontology annotation, cellular component: ribosome; cytosolic large ribosomal subunit. Gene Ontology annotation, biological process: translation; negative regulation of translation. Bases 1 to 609 code for a protein of 202 amino acids. The transcript has 4 exons. The record is from RefSeq and is a predicted model, not a curated record. Gene Ontology annotation, molecular function: mRNA binding; structural constituent of ribosome.